Helicoverpa zea (corn earworm) is the source of this 1179-nucleotide messenger RNA. RefSeq lists its product as uncharacterized. The transcript has 5 exons. Bases 161 to 862 code for a protein of 233 amino acids. The record is from RefSeq and is a predicted model, not a curated record. Lineage: Eukaryota; Metazoa; Arthropoda; Insecta; Lepidoptera; Noctuidae.
GUUCUGCACUUGCUCUCUUGAUCUCAAGUGGGUCUAGGCGAGCGCGCUGUCAGGAAGCGAGCGUGAAUUGUCACAGUCUUGAGUCUACUAUAGAGCUAUCCCCUCGUUUAUCGCACUUGUGAAUUCAGUGGUCAUUUUUAUUGAAAAUUCAGGCUAUCCAAUGGGUUUCAAAAGAGUGUGGGAUUCCUCCUGCCCCCGCGUGUGGGACAAAUGGGAGGACAACGGCACCACGUGGGUGAUUCGCGACCUCCCGCCGGAGGACGAUGAGGAGGCCAUCCAGAUACUGGUGGAAAACCUGUGUACUGAUGAAGCUUUGUGUGCUAUGAGUGAUCUCAUCAAUGACCCAGUAAGCGUGCGCAGUAUGACAGACUUCUGGCGAAUUUAUCUCUCACAGAGAAUGUCUCUAGGAUGCUAUGAGGAGAAGAACGGACAGAGCAAGCUGGUGGCACUCAACGUCUGCCUAGUUGAGUGCCAGGGGGAAGAAUCUGAUGAUGUGAUCGAAGGCGAAAGCUGGAAGAACGUGUAUGGGGCCUUAAAAGUAGCGGAGAACAGAGUAGACCACUUCAAGUAUUUGGGUUUGGACAAGGUGCUGUAUGCUCUCGGUUUGGUGGUCAAACGGGAGUACAGGGGGUCAAGACUUGGAGCUAGAAUAUUGGCUGCACGAAAACCUCUAAGUCUCCACAACGGUAUAAAAGCCACAUCGACCCUGUUCACGGGCCCCGCGUCUCAGAAGAGCGCCGCCCGCGCCGGCUUCACCACCAUAGCGAGCAUCACUUUGAAGGAACUAGCUGAAGCAGGCCUCAACUACCCCAAGGAUGAGAAUAGAUGUAUUAAACUUAUGGUUAAGAGAUUUGACGAUUAAGAAAAAUUGUAACCCUUGUCAGUUUGAUGUAUAUUUAUUAACAGACUACUGAAAAGGAGGGGUUCUCAAUGUAUUUUUUAACAUUGUUAUAUUGGCAAUUGCGAUAGUCAACGUUGUUUACCCUUAAUAACUUUGUAAGAACCUAUCACAGUUAUUUAUUCCUUAGAUAGCAACAAUUUAGCACAUAACCGGAUUGUCUGUGGACAGAUUUCUAUAGUGGGAUUAUCGUCGGUUUCGUCGGUCGGUUGUGUAUUUAAUUGAACUUGUCUCAAAAUGGCUUCAGAGUUUCUUCAUAACAAUAAUACAAGGUAUAGUAA